Molecule: messenger RNA, 480 nt
Organism: Alternaria conjuncta
Lineage: Eukaryota; Fungi; Ascomycota; Dothideomycetes; Pleosporales; Pleosporaceae
Exons: 2
Coding region: 1-480 (159 amino acids)
Source: RefSeq, a predicted model, not a curated record
AUGAAGCUCACCACCAUCCUGGCUGCAGUCGCUGGCCUCUUCGCCGCUUCCGCUGUCGCACACGAGCAAUGGGUCUACAACGACCACCGCAGGCCUCGUGCGCAAGGCGCAGUUCCGAAGUUAGCAGACGACUACGUCCAAACAGCAGAGGACAAGUCUCUUUGCGCCCGCUGGGACGGACCCCGCUGCCUCGACGACGAGGAAGGCCCCAACAUCUUCGACGAGGAAGAGCGUAAACGCCAGGAACUUCAAAGUCCCGAGGAGAAGCGAGAGGAGGCCCUCCGGGAGUUGGAGAAGAUACAGAAGGUCUGGGAGGGAUACCACGCGGAGAUGCGGAAUCUCAAGAUGAUGGAGAAAAUCUACGACGGGUUCAAUGCGCAGUUGGAUCACCUUGAGAAGGUGGCAAAGCUUAAAUUCGGCAAGAACGCAAAGACUUCUGAGUCUGAGGAUGGCGAUGAGGGGGCCGAGGAGAUGUUGUAG